ACUGUUAGCUAACGUUAGCAGACACGUCCACACACAGUCCGCCGCUGCUGGAUACUAGACACAUGUUGAACUGCUGGUGGAAGAAAUGCUAGCUACGAGUAAGGCUUUAACUGGCAUCCGCACACAAACAAAUUGAGCUCCCGGCCCAGCCAUGUUCGGCACAGAGUCCUCAUUAAGCAUGUUUCUCAACACCCUGACGCCCAAGUUUUACGUGGCUCUGACGGGCACUUCCUCCCUCAUAUCAGGACUCAUAUUGAUCUUUGAGUGGUGGUAUUUCAGGAAAUAUGGGACCUCCUUCAUAGAGCAGGUGUCUGUGAGCCACCUGCGCCCCCUGCUGGGCGGAGUGGACAGCAGCUCCCCCAGCAACUCCAACACCAGUAAUGGGGAGGCUGACUCUAAUCGGCAAAGUGUUUCUGAAUGUAAAGUAUGGAGAAAUCCCUUGAAUUUAUUUCGUGGAGCGGAAUAUAAUCGGUAUACGUGGGUAACAGGUCGAGAACCACUGACGUACUACGACAUGAACUUGUCGGCACAAGACCACCAGACCUUCUUCACCUGUGACUCAGACCACCUCCGGCCUGCUGACGCCAUCAUGCAGAAGGCGUGGAGAGAGAGGAACCCACAGGCUCGCAUCUCUGCCGCACAUGAAGCUCUGGAGCUCGAAGAUUGUGCGACAGCGUACAUCCUCCUGGCAGAGGAGGAGGCCACCACCAUCAUGGAGGCCGAACGUUUGUUCAAACAGGCACUAAAAGCUGGAGAAAGCUGCUAUCGCCGCAGCCAGCAGCUCCAGCAUCACGGUACACAGUAUGAAGCCCAGCACAGAAGAGACACCAAUGUGUUGGUGUAUAUAAAGAGAAGACUGGCCAUGUGCUCCAGAAAGCUUGGCCGAACACGAGAAGCAGUUAAAAUGAUGAGAGAUUUAAUGAAGGAGUUCCCUCUCCUCAGUAUGUUCAACAUCCACGAGAACCUGCUGGAGUCACUACUAGAGCUCCAGAACUACGCCGACGUCCAGGCCGUUCUGGCCAAGUAUGACGAUAUUAGCUUACCCAAAUCUGCAACAAUAUGCUACACGGCAGCCUUGCUCAAAGCGAGGGCGGUCUCAGACAAGUUCUCUCCAGAGGCAGCGUCCAGGCGAGGGCUGAGCACAGCAGAGAUGAACGCAGUAGAAGCCAUCCACAGAGCGGUGGAGUUCAACCCUCACGUCCCCAAAUAUCUGCUGGAGAUGAAGAGUCUGAUUCUUCCUCCAGAACACAUCCUGAAGAGAGGCGACAGCGAAGCCAUCGCCUACGCCUUCUUCCACUUGCAGCACUGGAAAAGGGUGGAGGGGGCGCUCAACCUGUUGCACUGCACCUGGGAGGGCACGUUCAGAAUGAUCCCGUAUCCUCUGGAGAAGGGUCACCUGUUCUAUCCUUACCCCAUCUGCACAGAGACGGCCGACAGAGAGCUGCUACCCACAGUGUUUCACGAGGUGUCAGUCUACCCAAAGAAGGAGCUGCCCUUCUUCAUCCUCUUCACAGCCGGUCUCUGCUCCUUCACCGCCAUGUUGGCUCUGCUCACACACCAGUUCCCCGAGCUCAUGGGAGUGUUUGCUAAAGCUUUCCUCAGCACGCUGUUUGCUCCCCUGAACUUCAUCAUGGAGAAGGUGGAGAGCAUCCUGCCGUCCAGCCUCUGGCACCAGCUCACCCGCAUCUGACCCCGACCGACCGCAACCGGACCGGACCAGAAUCAGACCCAGG
Messenger RNA from Toxotes jaculatrix (banded archerfish), 1733 nucleotides. Its product is annotated as suppressor of tumorigenicity 7 protein homolog. The transcript has 16 exons. Gene Ontology annotation, molecular function: protein binding. The coding region runs from base 152 to 1690 and encodes 512 amino acids. Lineage: Eukaryota; Metazoa; Chordata; Actinopteri; Toxotidae. The record is from RefSeq and is a predicted model, not a curated record.